UUCAAGAAUGUAAACAAAGUGUGAUUCGAAUUUCGAAAUCGGAUACAGUUUCAACUAGCGAAUGAAACAUGACACCUUGAAAACGUGUUCAGGUAUUUUUAUACACACACACUUUAUAUUAUUUGACAUUUGCAAAAUGGAUAGUUCUUUGAUCGCAGCUAUUGAUCAAGGCACAUCAAGCACCAGAAUAUUGGUAAGGAAAAACAUAAGCUUUUUAUAAUAGCUAGGCACUAGCAGUCAAUUUAGGUCAUUUCAAUAUAUAUAAAAGAGUGUUACAGACUAAGAGCCUAAGACAAACACAAUCGUUGGAAGAGCAUUGGGCUAGUGUUCCAAAGGUCGUAGGUUCGAAUCCCACCGUGGCCGGGCAUAUUUUUCAAGCUCGCCCGGUGUGGAUAUGCACUCAGAGUAACAUCGCAAACAUAUUAUUCACCUGAGUACACAACACCAACACAGAAAAAUACAAUCAAAUGUAUUGACUAUUGUAUUAAUAUUGAAAAAUGAUUUUUUUCUGUGUUGGUGUUAUGUACUCAGGUGAAUAUGAUGUUUGUGAGUGUAUACACACACCGGGCAAGCUUGAAAAAUAUGCCCGGCCACCGUGGGAAUCGAACCUACGACCUUCGGAACUGAGUCUACUUCCUUCAAUAUCAAUGCAAUCUAGUAAUCAUGAUUUUUUUCUGUGUUGGUGUUAUGUAAUCAGGUGAAUAUGAUGUUUGUGAUGUUACUCUGAGUGUAUAUCCACACCGGGCAAAAAAAUCAUGAUUACUAGAUUGCAUUGAUAUCGAAGGAACUAGACUCAGUUCCGAAAUAUCACAUACUCGACCUGACCGUGUAGCUCAGUUGGCAGAGCAUUGGGUUAGUAUUCCAAAGGUCAUAGGUUCGAUUCCCAUCGUGGCCAGGCAUAUUUUUCAAGCUUGCCCAGUGUGGAUAUACACUUAUAAGUAAUAGCAUAAAAAGAAGCGAAUUAGCUAUUAAAACGUCCCGCCCGAUGAGGGUCGUUUAGUAUAAUUCCCUUGGGCGCCGCUCGAUGAGGGUAAUUUAGUAAAAUUCCCGAGGGCCGAUAUUCCCGUUGUUCUCGCAGGGCCAUUAAAAACCAAUUAAAAAUAAAUAAUGGUAUAAAUUAAAUGGUACAAUUGUUUUUCCUGUCUUUGUUUAGUUUUGGCGAUUUCAGAUAUCUUCAUGUAUAUUCAUUUUUUCUAAUCGUACUCGCUUUGACGUCGUUUCGGGUAGGAUUAGAACUAAUUCUACCUGACAUGACGUAAAAGCGGGUAGGAUUAGAAAAAAUGAAUAUAAUGAGGUGUAUUAGUUUUGCCCUGCGAGAACAAAGGGAAUACCCGCAAUCAUGAUAUUAUCAGAGUAACAUCACAAACAUAAUAUUGAAAAGCUUUAAUUUCCUGCAGUAUAUAAAUUUUCAUGUAAUAUAUAUUCACACAGUAUUAUAUACCAUAGGGUUACAAUUAUUUAUGAAUUAUCACUUAUUUACUGAGACCAAGGGAAACAGUGUGUUUUGUGGACUGAAGACCACCGUUGUUGCCUGAGGCGAACAAGUAAAUAAGUGUUUUGUUAUAUAGUAUAUAAGUGUCAAAGUAUGAAUAAUUCACCGGUUAUUGGCUCAGUGAACUUUGAAACCAAAACUAGAUAUAAUAUGGAACACCGUAAAUGGUUAAUAAAAAAAGUUUAAUAAAAUGAACUUUGGAACUUCACAGUUGGCGCGCAUGCACACUGCACCCAUUCUAUUAUUGACUGGUCAAUAAUUGUUUCAUUGUGUACCGUUGCCCCCUCACCAAAGCAUGCAGUGAACAUGACGUUUUGUGGACUGGCACAUGAUACGGUUUUGACCAAUCGGACUUGUUUGAUACUAACUUUGAUACUAACUAUAUAACAAAUUAAUAUGUCUUAUUACACCAAAUGCUCUUGUCAACAAUUUGUAUCGUGUUGUAUCGCCAACAUAUUUUCUACAGCCAAUCAAAUGUUUCAGUAAUUGUGUCUAAGAACCAGAUUGGCUGUUUAAAAUUAGAAUUGUAACCAUGCACAAAAAAAUAGAUGUGGUUGUGAACAUGAAAAUAAAUUUUUGAUGACAUUGGUGAUCCAUAGUAAACUCUACUUGGUGGCAUCCUUAGUAAACUCUAUUUAGUGAUGCCAACAUUUAUUAGAAUCUUGCCAAUAUUUGAAAAAGAAUUGGGGGGACUAAGGGACCCCACCCUUAAUCAAACGUAGAUUUUCAGGUCCCCCCUUGCCUUAACAAUAAUUUUUAAGCCCCCCCCCCCCCUAUAACUACUGUAUAUAGCAUGCACUUUACAAAAGACAAAAAAGGAAUGUACCAUGUUGUUCACAGUGAAUGAGUAACACAUGUACUAUUGCAAUUUAUAUAUGCUACAAUGUACAAUUCACACUAUAUUAAAUGUACAUCUUUGUUUUUUAUUCCUUUUGUGUGCAACUAUAAACUUUGUACGGCAGGGACAGAGAGCAGAAAAGAAAGUUAGUUAUUAUGUAUUAAUAUUAUUUAUUUAAAAAAUUCCUGGUUUCUGAUUGGCUUAAAAACAGCCAACUGUGAAAUUUUCAUAUCAACUCAAUGGCUAACCAAAUAUGGAUUUUUCACAUUCAUAAUAGCAAAAGGACGUCAAAGAGUCAAUAUGAAAAAAAUUUGGACGUGUUUGCGCCAUAUUACUAUGACAACGAGAAUCAUAUUGACUUGCUGACACCAUUGAUAUGACAACGACGACGGCUGCCAAAGGACUAAGGAAUUGUUUUUUUUCUUAAUACAACUAAAAUACAAAUGGUUUCCGAGUGUUUUAAAUUUUUUAAAUAAAUAAUAAAACAAUUACUGAAUUCGGUUUUCGCACGAUAUGAAGAAUUAUCAUUAAAAAAAUGCCCUCCUCAUUCAAUAAUUUUUAAAUAUUAAAACACCAACAGCAAUCUUUUAUCAGAUUUAUAACACGGGCGAUACCCAAGUGUUUUAAGGUUACAGGACACCCUUUUUGGCGUUUUGCGGAUAAUCAUAUAGAGGGCAAAAUUACUCAAAUAUGAUUGGCUAAUGAGGAGGGCAUUUUUUCUUAAUUCAGGGCAAAAUUACUUGUACCUGAUUGGCUGAGAUGCAAGCACGGGAAGUUUCUUGUUUUAAAUAGCAAUAAAAACAAUGGCUUUUUGGUUUGUCAUCGCGGAUAAUGAUGUUAUUGAAGAAUUAAAAACUUCUAGUGAAAACUUGAACACUAGAAAAAGUACAAAUUUAUUGCCAUUACUGGUUGGAGUAUUUAAGAAAUGGGCAGGCAGGGCAGCAUUAAGGAACAUCGGCGAAGACAUAUGAAGACAUACGAGGUUCAAGAACUUGACAAGUUCACAAUUAACUUACUGUACGAAUAAAGUUUACCCUCUAUGAUUAACAAGUAAUCGCAUAGUUCCUCGUAAAAUUAAGGUUUAAUUUCACUUGUGUGUUUCAAAGUUUCACAAAUUUGUGAAACUUUGAAAAAACGCAUGAAAUUAAACCUUAAUUUUACUCGGCCCCAUGCGAUUACCUACACAAAUCGCUACUGUGCGCUCAAUAUCAAUCCGAUUUUCAUCAGAUUUUCACAUGAAACUUCAAAAAAUAUAUAAAAUUUUCAUGUUGUUUUUCACACAAAAUUCUGGUUGUGAAAUUUCUAGGUACAGCUAAGUGCAUAUCAGACAGCAAAAGACGAUUUCCUUCCUUUUCAAUAUUAAAGAGAUUACAGUAUACGUCAUGUACAUGUACAUGUAUGUGACUGCAUGCAAUUUCUGUAGUCUGGAAGUAGUUGGAACUCAAGAUUGUAGUGCAAACCUCAAAAGCUUAUAAUUAUUCAACACUAAUUCCAGCAAAAACAGAUGUUAGAAAAUUUUGACGGUAGUAUAAUGAAUUUUUAUUCAAUUAUUUUAAUCUCUUUUCUUCUGUAAUUCCCAUUAGGCAUUACAACUACAGUAUCAACUGCAUGGGCCUCCUAUGCAUACACAAGCUCAACCUUGCACCUUGCACCGAAGUCUAUGUCUAUGGUUUUGGCGCGGACACACAUUGUUCAAAAAUAUGUUAAAAAACCCCAAAUAUAUACAAAAUCUUUUUAACCCAUUCAGUGGCGGCACUCUCCCCUUGACAAGUAACAUUUCUGUUAUGGAGGGCUUAUCAGAGGGCAUUGUCACUUAAUUCUUAAAGGAUUAAUAGGGAGUUUAAGAUACACCAAAUCUACGACGCGCGGACAUGACGAAAAACGGCUGCUAUUAUCACAGUUUCGCAUCACGGUUAAAAACUAUGUUGGUGUUGUUGGUAAACACAGCCAAGGGCAAGGGACACGAGAAAAACAAAGUAAAAGUAGUCUUCCAUUAUUAGCGACUGUUUUUUAGUUUUUUCCAUAUAAUCACCUGUGAAAUUAUACUAAAACAAUUAUUCACCUCAGGCUCGGUGAUUAUCGUGAAUAAAAACCUCGACUUCGUCUCGGUUUUUAUUCACCGAUAAUCACCUCGCCUUCGGCGAAUAAUUGUUAAUUAAACAAAAUUGAUAGAUCCAAUUAAAUAUAUGAUGCUUGUGAUGUUACUCUGAGUGUAUAUCCACACCAGACAAGCUUGAAAAAUAUGCCUGACCACGGUGGGAAUCGAACCUACGAAGGUCGUAGGUUCGAUUCCCACCGUGGUCACGCAUAUUCUUCAAGCUUGCCCGGUGUGGAUAUACACUCAGAGUAACAUCACAAGCAUCAUAUUCACCUGAGUACAUUACACCAACACAGAAAAAAUCAUAAUUAAAUAUAUGUUUAUACAUUUUGGUGCUUUUCAUACUUUUUGUGUUUUGUUUCGAUUAUCCUAAUCCUGCAUCAUCCCAGCGCAAACGGCACAAUGUCAAUAACUGAAAAUUUCUUGCCAAAUUACACUGUAGCAAAACUUUUGUAUUGACAUUUACUUCAAUUCCCAGCACUGCCAACUGUGUAUUUUACUUUGAUUGAUUUUAUUAUCUGUGGUUUUAGAUAUUUUCUGCUGCAACUGGAAAAGUUGUUACAUUUCAUCAAAUUGAACUUAAAAGUCAUUAUCCACAUGAAGGGUAUAUUGAAGAAAUUCACUGUUUUAAUAUGCUAUUAUAGCUAAUAUAUAGCUGUUGCAUGUAUAUAGGUUAACAUUCAGGCACUAGAUGUGUAUACAGUAUAUCAAUUAGAAUUUGCCUAUAGUGCCUAGUCAAGUGGCUGUCAAUUAUGUACUGACAAGAUUUGUUGAAAUAAGUAUGAAAAUGAUGUUUCAAAUUGAAGUUGAAAAGUUGAAAAUUCUUUUCAUUCUUACCAAUUUGCCAAUUCGUCAAGGUGAGUCAGGUGACCAACUUGUGCUACACCGUUAGUAUUGUAGGCAUUACUGCAUGUUUAACAGUAAAAUCCAUCAGUUCUAUAAAAUUGAUUCUGUAGUGCAAUCCUUUAUAAAUCUUUCAGAUGGGUUGAGCAAGAUCCUUGUGAAAUUUUAUCCACAGUUAAAGAAUGUAUGGAAAAAGUAACUGAGAAAUUAAAAAAUAUUAAUAUUGACCCGAAAAAUAUUAAAGGUGAGUACUCUGAAGCCCUGGUCAAACGAGGAUGAGAGUUGAUGAGAGUUAGCAGUCACGCAUGCAUUGUUACAAAGAAGGGCAUUCCAAGCUCUAUAUAGACUAUUAAUAAACGUUUGGUGAGUAUUUCAACUAUGUUUUAACUUAAAUAGAAUACAUGAUAGUGUUAGCAAAGCAUUAAGAUUUGAGAACAACUAAAGACAAAGUCGCGUGACUGCUACAGUAACUCUCAUUCACUCUCAUCCUCGUUUGAUCUGGGCUUGCCUUAAUUAAAGAUUUGGUAAAAUGUAGGUUUUAGUUCUACACAGAUCUGCAUCCACUAUACUCGAAUCUUGUGUCUUCUCUGCCACUGACACUGUAGUUUAGUUAUGCAUGACCACUCAUUAGGUUUACAUAGCUGUCAGUUGUUGGGAUCCGCGGUAACCCUGUUGCCUGCCAAAGAUUGUCGUCGGUGAGUUGUGUGCUUGAUCUACUCAGUACAACUCAAAUUGUAAGCAAGUUGCAUGCGACAGUUUUAGGCAAAAGAUGUGUAGUGCAAAUCGGGCAUUACUCAAUGUAUUUAACAAUUUAUUAAAACAUACGUGCAGAUUUAACAAAUAUAAAACAUUUUCCGUCUUGAUAUAUACAGUUCUAUCCGCACUCGUGGAAAUUGGGAAAACGAGAAAUUGUGUGGAAACACGACGCCCGAAAUAUAACUAUAUCAAUACGGAAAAAUGUUUUAUAUUUUUUUAUAUAUAGCACGAACACAUAUAAAGAAAGAAAUUUUCCGUGUUGACAUUGAGUUACAGUAUAUCAACACGGCUCUUGGCCAAUCAGUGUUCAGAAAUUACAAAUGCUGUAUUAUAAAUAUUAUUACAUGCAUGCGCUACACGGCCUGAUGAAAAGCAAUUUAUUUUGUAAAUAUUCCUAUAUAGUCGAUUAGUUACCAUGUCAAAAGAUGUUGAAUAAUAAUGAUAAUUAAUAGUAAUAAUUAUAAUAACAAUAAAAAAUAAUAAUAAAUAAUAAUUAUAAUAAUAAUUAUCAUAGUAAUGAUAUCAUGCAUGGAGUGGAGUCCUCUAUUUGCCAAUGUCGUUAAAUGGCACUAAUUUGGCAGAGUUUUACCCAAUUAUUUUUUACAACAGCUGUGGGAAUAACAAAUCAGAGGGAGACAACGGUUACUUGGGACAAACAGACUGGAGCGCCGUUGCAUAAUGCUAUAGGUACUGUCUGUGACAUUAUUCUUUUCAGUUCAUUGUUUAAAUGACAGAAAUGGUGCCCUAAUUAAUCUUACUUGUGCGAUGUUUUAGUUUGGCUUGAUGCGAGGACGAAAUCGACCGUUGACAAUUUCAAAGCCAAAGUGCAAGAAAGUGAACUGGAAGAAAUUAGGGUAAGAUUGCAGAGUCUGUACAUUCUCUUUGUUCACGCGUAAUUGAUCUGAUCAAGUGCAACAGAAAGGGGUCGAGUUGGAUUGCAAAUUGUAACACGUUUAGGGUAAACAACUAUUCUCUGGAAUUGUUCUCAUCAUCUUCCACAUUUACUUGAUUUGUCUUUGUUCUGGAUUUUAAGAAAGUGUGAGCAUUUUCUGAUCGUAUAGAAUGAAGAUCAUAUUUCAUAGUCAAUGCAUCUUAUAGGGCCUAGUUUUCGUGUAUCUGACAUCAGUUAAAGCCCACGUCUUAAUCAUGAAAACGAGGCUCUAUAGCCAAGAUGCGUACUUCCUGGAAGGGUGUGUUGGUGCCUUUCUUCUGAAUCACAGAACUGUACAAUUUCUGAUUUAUUGUAGUUUAGAUGGAAGUAGCUGCCAUUUAUGUCCACCUUUUUUCGCCAUGUUACAUCUAGUUACCUAUGUUAAACCUAGUUAACCGUUUGAUUGCAGAAAUUAUGUGGUCUUCCAUUAAGCACGUAUUUUAGUGCAGUGAAGAUAAGAUGGUUACUUGAUAAUAUUGAUGCAGUAAAGAAUGCAGUAGAACAAGACCGCUUGAUGGUUGGAACUGUGGAUACCUGGCUUAUUUAUGUUAGUAUAUUCUCUUUGAGCACGUUUGAUUCACAUGCAAAUUUUCAUUAAUUACUGUACUUCCCCUAGAUCUGCUCCAUGUCUGAGUUAUAAUGGGCGCGCGAAAAUGCGAGUGACUUUAAAUUCUUAUUCAAAUAAACACCGGCCUUCGAGAGGCAGACGGGAUUAAUAAAAUACCGCUAUCAGUAUUACUAACUAUAAGUAGUGGCUAGGCAACGAGGGGCUAGGUGAAUAUGUUGGGGAGGAAGACUGAGAUGAAAAUGUUCUAUAGUAGCUGCCUACAUUAACAACCUUUCAAUUCUUGCCAUUGAUCACUUGAAAAAUGCUAGAAAGUUAGAAACAGCGUUCUAAGCCGCGCAAUUUUUCGAUCGAGGGAUGCAAACAAACCUAAUAUUUAUGGACUGUUUAUGCUGUUCUCGCAGCUGUAAAGCCUGGUUCACACUGGUAAUUAAUCGGCGAUCUAUUGUAUUCUUUUCCGACAGACAAAACAUUUUACACACCAAUGAUCACAGAAAAAUUGAUGAAAAUUAAAAAAUUGAUAAAUUUCCAUGAUCAUGGAAAUCCCCGAUUCUUACGACCAGUGUGAACCAGGCUUAACUCUAAGCUACUUCAUGAGUAAUAUGUUAUGAUACAAUAAAUGUAUGCGGGCUAGUAGUUUUAUUACUAUGAUUAUGAUUGGUGAUCAAAACGUUAGAUACAUAAUAUGCUUUCAUGUUUUGGGUUGGGAGUAGUUACGAUCCAGUGAGUCCAUAUUUUGACUUUUUUAAAAAAAAUGCCACUAGUAUGAUUCUGCUAUCUUGUGUUCACACUCAUUGCUUGCAAAUGACCUGCAUGUGUUCAGUCGAUUCGUAUAAGAAAAGAUGAACCCAGGGUUUUUCGAUGAAGCGCUGCAAGGUUGUCAGUAUAGAUGUACUGUAUUUUAUGAAGUUUUUGUUGUGUUUCCAGAAUUUGACAGGAGGUACAAAUGGUGGGAUCUACGUCACUGAUGUCACGAAUGCCAGCAGAACAAUGUUGAUGAAUAUUAAGACGACAUGUUGGGACGAAACAUUGUGCAAGUAAAAAAAAAAUGGUUAUACAAUGUUGAUUAAUAUAUACAUUUAUGAAAUUUCAAUUUUUCCUACAUAAAUUUCAAAAGCUCCUGAUAUUUCCCUUGAGUUUCAGGAAGUAUUAUAAGUCACCAUGAUAUGAGUGGUGAAGCUAUCCAUAGCUGCACUAUGUGCGAACAUUGAAUUGAAAUAGAUUGUUUUUGGACUUUCUAAGUCUAAGUUGACAUGAGCAGUUGCCAGCUCGCCACUUCAUGAUACCUACUACCUGUCGUUUUAGAUUUUUUGACAUCCCGAUAAAAGUACUACCAACCAUCAAAAGUUCAUCUGAGAUUUAUGCACAUAUUGUAAGUAUCUGCACACGUACAUUUACUCAGCUAAUUUAUACAUUAUGGCUAUAUAGAUUGCUAUUUUAUUUAUAAUUACUUAUUUUAGAAAACCUUAAAUUGACAUUGGUCAGCAUGUUUAAAUGGUAUUUUAUUUACAUAUACAGUACCUACCUAUACGUAUUUUAGAGAUCAGUUAAACUUACACAAAAUUAUAAUAAUAUAACUUCCUCAUGGUCAGUAAAUUUAUAUUUAAGACUGACGGUGCUUUUCAAGGAAUACCUUUAUCUGGGGUAAGUAAUUAAUCCACGCUAUUUUAUAAGUUAUAGCAAAGGUAGUAGAGAGUUACAGAUUGACAUUUACAGAACAAACUUCAAAUCGUAUUUUGAGGUCAACUGCUAUAGCUUGAAGUUAGGACAAAUUGUGCAUUAAAGUUAAAGCAUGAAUUAGCUACCUAGCUGAGUUGAAACUUGUAGAACAUACCUUCAAAUGCGAUUUGACGUUUACCGUUUGUGGUUAGCGCUCUAAUAAUAUACAUAAAGAUAUUACUCGACUGUGAUUGGUUGAUUUCAGUGCAGUUAAUCCCAAACAGCAGUGCAAUUUUCUGUAUUUUUAAAUGGAAAAGCAUUUACCUUAAACAAGAAUGACAAAAAUUACAUAGUUGAGUGGAAUUUUCAAGCUGUUAGCGUUGUAUAAUGUGAUAUAACAAAGCCAGGAAAACUUUGCCAGUGGAAUGUUCGCUAUAAACGCGUAAGUUAAAACUACAAUUGUCUCGAACAUUUUUAUGUAAAUUAUUAAUAAGUAAUAGCAUGGUUUCUCGUGAAAUUUGGAUAAACAUGCACUCGUGAGUUUUUCAAAGACCUCAAAUAGUACUCGGACUCAUGCUAUUUUGACGUCUUUGAAAAAAUCACUCGUGCAUGUUUAUAUCCAAAUUGCACUCGAAACCAUGCUAUUACCUAUACUAACUAUAGCUAGUUAACGACGUAAAAAACGUCAAUUUGUAACUUUCUCUCUCUAAUCUGCAGUGCAUCAACAUUUUUACAGUAUAUGUAUCUUAAUGUUUUGAUUGUAUUUACAGUGUCUUGGUGAUCAACAAGCUGCUCUUGUAGGACAAUCGUGCUUUGAAAAAGGACAAGCGAAAAAUACGUUAGUAUUCAAUUUCGCACAAUAUGCUACUCGUAUGUUCGAAACGUCGAGAAGUACUGAUUUGGAAGUUGUAAUUCGACAUUUCAAGCGAUGGCACUUUGUCAGAUAGUUUGCCAAUUAACUAGAGUUUUCUAUCGGAUGGCCUUUUAAUCAGGAUUUACAGGGUAUAUAACACCAGCCCCCUACCCAGCACCCUACUUCCCCAAACAUCCUCGCGCAAAGCUCGCGCACGUUCAGUUCGAAUCUGCAAUUAAGCACCUGGGACGAGACUGAUUUAGUACACUGUAUCUUUACAGUACUUUUCUCGGUUUGCCAUCCAUGGAAAUUGACCUCAUAAGAUUUUGUUUGGUUGCUAAAUUGGUCCCUCCGCCCCCGUCAGGAUGACGUAAUAGUGAACUUUUGUUUUAUCAUUAGUCAUUACAGUCAAAAAGGAAUAAAACAUGUGCGACAAAAACUUAGUUAAAAUUAGAGAUGAGCCGAUCAUCGGCAAAACGAUAAUCGGCCGAUUAACGGCCUCUUUUCCACUUUUCGCCAUCGGCCGAUUGUCUUCCACUAUCGAUUUAGUCAGCAGUCGAUUGUCUUUCCCUAGUAUCGUAUAUCAGUGACUUUGUCUGUCUCGCCCUUGUGUGUCAUGCCUCAUGGCUUCUCAUAAUUCUAAAAAUAUCUCACAUUCAUUGACAUUGUAUAUGACACAUGGUCAUGUUAUAGUAAAAACAUUUUAAGUAUUCCUCAUUGUAUAUCUUUUCAAGAAAUUUCAGUUUUUCAGACAUGCGUAAAAAUAGAGCAAACGCAGAAAACGCCGCUUACCUGCAUGUCAAUUUUCAGUUUUGUUGUGGUUAAAAUAGAAAACUGAAAUCGUCAUUCUUUCGUUGCGAAACAAGCGAGUAUUUAGACAAAGAUGAAAACUCCACAAAACUUUAGCGUCAGAUAAAAUGAUCAUCGGUUUUGCCGAUCAAUCGGUCGAUGGUUGGUAUAUAUGUAUCGGCUCCUCAACAAUCGGUAUCGGUUUUCUUUUAUAUCCGCUGAUAUCUAGUUAAAAUCAAUGUUUACAAUGACUUAAAAAAUUUUCACAUGCAGCUCCAAAAUAUAUCGGCUUGUUCCGUACAUGUCAGUGUCAAAAUAUCUCUUGACUGUCAUCUGCUGCCUCGUAACGCAUACUAAAACGACCAAUUUUUAUUUAUUUUUUAGAUAUGGCACAGGUUGUUUUCUCCUUUACAAUACAGGGGAAGAGGUGCAUAGAAUUUUCUUACUUAUAUUUUACAAUAUAAUUGUGUGUUCUCAAGUGGUUCUUCAUAACUGUACAUGUAUUUGUGGCAUCUUAAAUUUAGUCAAUUACGUCACAUCACGGAUUGCUGACGACUGUUGGGUAUAAGUUUGGUCCAAAGAGCCCGACUGUUUACGCUUUAGAGGUGAGGAUCAGAUUAUCAGUCAUUGAAACCACUCGUACUAGCAGGCCAAGAAAAAAUAGUUUUCUUCCUCGCCGAAAAAUCCGUAAAUAGAAUCUUUACAUAAUAAAGCAAAUGUAAAAAUUCUUGCAUGCUGUAGUAGGUUUCUGAGAACGUGUGGUGCCACAUGAUGGUAAAUACCAAAUUCGACACGUGCAUGACAAUUGCAAAACGGAUUUGAAAUUUUUAAACGACAAGCAAAUGCUAUGGGAUUCCAAUUUAUAAGUUGGUAGAAAUUUCCGCAAGGCGUAAGCAAAUUUAUUUUUGAAAUGUUUAAAAAUAUCCUGACAGCGAUGCUGCUGGCUCUCCCGGACAUUUUCCAGCAUUGCACUCCAGUGGAUACAAGUUACAUCGACAUGCAAGGCCAGAGACCUUAGGUUCGAUUCAGUAUUGGAACAUUCAGACUAGAGAUGCGCAAAUCUGAUCCGAAACCAAUCCGAAUCCGAUCCGAUCGGAUUCGUUUGGAUUUCGGAACCAUAAUAUUCACAUCGGAUUGGAAAAGUAUUUUUGCAGUCGGAUCGGGUCGGACUUCGAAACCUCCAUUAUCCUCCAAUCCAAUAGGAUGUUGUAAACCUCCAAUCCAAUCCGAUGCACACCGCUAAUUCAGGCAAUAAUUCGAAUCCAUUAUACAGCCCCGGCCCCCGUCUGUACUGUACUAAUAGUAAGUACAUCUUGUUGUAUAAGCACAACGUGUGAGGAUAUUUUGUUAUAAAAUUCUGCGAUAAAAUAGAUUUGUUUAUGUACAUGAUAAAAGUUUGACGAAACCUCUAUUAAAAUUCUAUAAUAAAAUGUUUAAAGAUUCAUAUGGCUAGUUGUACUUUAGGGCUCUGUUGCUGUUGCUGGAGAUGCCGUGAAAUGGUUGAGAGAUGGACUGGGACUGAUUGAAAAAUCUUCAGAUAUAGGUAAACCAUACUGUUGUUUCUGGCGUAUUUUACAAUUGUUUUGACUUAACAUGUUCAUAUAAUAAAAACUUGUUUGCAUGGUAUUAAAUCCUAUGACGUGUUAAGGUUUUUUGUACAGUACUAAGGUUUAUAUGGUAAUGUUCAAUAUCGUCAAAAACUUGGUAAUUUCUUGGUAAUUGUUUGGCAUGCCAUUACUCCAUUACUCAUUAGCCAAUUAAUACACGCUUCCGGAAAGUACGUCACCUUGGCUAUAGAGCCUCGUUUCCAUGACUGAGCAUCAAGCUUUGACUAAUGUCAGAUACACGAAAACGAGGCUCAAUAGCCAAAGUGACGUAUUUUCCGGAAGGGUGUAUUCUAAUAAAUCCCUGUAACCAUUCUUAUUCCAUUUUAAUUUCAUUUUUUAAACUAUAUAUUAAAAAUUGUACCAAUGAAACAGAGUUCAGUAUUUAAUGUCUACUUUUUUAGAGGCGUUAGCAUCGUCUGUGCCCAAUAGCGGUGGUGCAUAUUUUGUACCAGCUUUCUCAGGACUUUAUGCUCCGUAUUGGCAAACGGAUGCUAGAGGGUAGGUCCACUGAUCAAUUCUUCACCCCAUUUGAAUCUGAAUGUCACCUUGAUGUGUCCCUUAAUUUUAAUGUGUAAUUUAAAUGGAUGUUAACUUUUUCUGCAGGAUAAUAAUUGGUCUGACUCAGUUCACAAACAAAGCUCAUAUUGCUCGUGCAACUUUGGAAGCAGUCUCAUUUCAAACUCGCGAGGUCAGUUCUGUUUUAUCGUUUUUCUGGCGUACAUGUGUAAAGGAUUAACGAGUAAAUUUGUUUUAAUCAAAAUAGCAUGAAUACCAAACAGAAGAGAUCCAUAUAGCAACCUAGUAUGAUGACACUGGAAAAAAAAGUGAAAUCCAUACUACGAAAUUUGCAAUUGCACCACUAAAUCCAUAGUAUAUCCAUAGUAUUUCCAUACUAUAUCCAUGGUAUGGAAAUAUACAAUUAUUAUGGAUAAUCAAAAUCCAUUCUAUUUCCAAUAAAGGUCCAUACAAUUUCCAUUUUAUGACCUUCUAUGGAUUUUCAAAUUUUUUUCCAGUGUGACUCGUAAGAAUAUACCGUGCUAAACACAAAGAUACUUCAAGGAUUUACGGGUUGGAAUAUAUGGAUAGGAAUAAUAACAGGAUAGGAAUAUAUUUUCUUCUCUAUAGGAAGUAAAACAGUAACAACUAAUGAACUGAAUCAAACGUAGGACAUCUACAGUAAUUAUAGAAUAAUCUUGAAUGGUCUGUGCCAGUGUAGGUAGCGAGGAUAAAAAGACAUGCAGCAGCAGCUGCGGAUUGAGAGAGAUAUACAACUACUGAAAAAGUAGUUAUAUCGCUCUCAGCUGUCUCGUAAUUAUAGUUUUUUCUGGCAGUUUAUUAAAAUGGCAGUUUAUUAAACAGGGUUCGUAGCGGUCUUUGAAAUCCUUGAAAGUCUUUAAAUUGGAAUGCAGGUCUUUGAGGUCUUUGAAAAGUCUUUAAAUUGCGUGAAAAAGCGAAGAAAGUCUUUAAAAGUCUUUAAAUUCUUUAGUGAGGAAUUGAUUAUACGAUUUCCUAGCUAAUAAAAUCGAUUGAUUGAAAUAAGAUUUUCGCAAAUAUCGACGAAAAUGCGCAUUUUAGGAUGUGAUUUGACGGAACUAAUACUGGGUAAAAAUGGUGCUUACACUCGCAAUUUUUCGACAGCUGAUUGCUCUCAAAGGUCUUUGAAAAGUCUUUGAAAAUAGACAGAAAAAAUCUUUGAAAGUCUUUGAAUUUUUUUGGUCUUGGAGACUACGAACCCUGUUAAAAUGCUCAUUACGGUUUGUUGUAUCCUCUUUUAAAUUCUUCAUUAACCAUACUCAACAUUACAAGUACUUUUAACAUAAAAUUGUACUAGCCACGUUGAAUAGAUCGAAUGCGCGGGUUUUAUAACAAUGAAAGUUUUGAAACUUCGCACGUUACUUUUGUUGCAGUUAUUGGAUGCAAUGAAUCAGGAUUCAGGAAUUCCUCUAACAUCACUCAAAGUUGAUGGUGGCAUGACAGCAAACUCAUUACUUAUGCAGAUCCAAGCUGAUUUAUUAGGAAUACCAGUAGGUAGGGUAUAGUUUUUCUCUUAACUAAGGAUGACGUAUUCACCCACUAUAGAGGUGUCAAUCAGUUAUGUAUUGAAGAAACAUUCAAAUAUGACUUAAAACUAUCAAUUAUUAAAAAUACAUGAUCUUGUUGCUAUCUUAGUGCGUCCAUCAAUGACGGAGACAACAGCACUGGGCGCUGCGGUGGCUGCUGGAGCUGCAGAAGGAAUUGCAUUAUGGGAUAUUAAAACUAAGAAAGAAAGUAGCGGUGUUUCAAUAUUUCAACCAAAACUGGAUGAGAGUGGUAAGAAUUUCACUAGUUUAAAAAUGAUUAUUCGUGUUUUUUUCGUGUUUUACUGCACGCAUGACUUGGUAGACAUGCUUGCUUGA
Molecule: messenger RNA, 14827 nt
Organism: Paramuricea clavata
Lineage: Eukaryota; Metazoa; Cnidaria; Anthozoa; Malacalcyonacea; Plexauridae
Source: the annotation of a GenBank genome assembly